Messenger RNA from Iphiclides podalirius (scarce swallowtail), 846 nucleotides. The record is from the annotation of a GenBank genome assembly. Lineage: Eukaryota; Metazoa; Arthropoda; Insecta; Lepidoptera; Papilionidae.
AUGCUCCUCGCGGUGGCUCUGGCUCUAACAGCCACUUUGGUCAAAGGGGAAGAAGAAAUAAUGAAGAAUCUGACGACUGUCACUUGGGCACAUGCAGUAAAUAACAAGACCUACUUGGAGGCGGCUUUAGCAAGCGACGUAUCUAUGCUGGAAGCUGAUAUCGUGAUAGGCCAGAUCGUGGGUAAAGAGGGCCCACCCAUACCUAUCAUGGCGCACCCCCCGGCCACCACUUCGGACCUAUCCCUGGCGGAUUUUCUGUCUACCGUGGCGCAGCACAAUAACGGCAAAGCCCAACAGAAGGGCGUCAAACUCGACUUCAAGAGCAUAGACGCGUUCGAGAAGUCGCAGGAGCAGAUUGCGCAGUUCAGUAAGCCCGAGGUAACCUUUCCUCUGUGGCUCAACGCGGACAUACUGCCGGGCCCGGUGAACGCGACCACCACGCCCGUGGAGCCGCUCCGGUUCCUCGGGCUGGGGGCGAAGCACCCGCGGGCGGUGCUCUCCCUCGGCUGGACGACCAACUACGGCGGCGCCAUCGCCGAGGGCGAGUACAGUCGCGACCAGAUCGGCACCAUGCUGCGGCUCGUGAACGAACACGUCAAUCAGACGGUCACUUUCCCGGUGCGCGCCGGCCUGGCUUCCAACAGCCAGCCGGUGCUCCUAGACCUGCUCCGGGAGACCGCCUCGCUGAACUCCUCGAUGACGGUCUGGUCGAGCGAGGGCGACGCCGUGGAGGUGGACCGCCUCCGCGCCCUAAUCCUCACCGUGGGCCUGGAGCGCACCUACCUGGACGUGCCCCAAGAGCUCGCCGCCAAGUUGCACCUACCUCCUCCGGCCAACGUCAAACAC